Molecule: messenger RNA, 1894 nt
Organism: Sander lucioperca (pikeperch)
Lineage: Eukaryota; Metazoa; Chordata; Actinopteri; Perciformes; Percidae
Gene: rab35b
Product: RAB35, member RAS oncogene family b
Exons: 6
Coding region: 274-879 (201 amino acids)
Biological process (GO): endocytic recycling
Cellular component (GO): plasma membrane; endosome membrane
Molecular function (GO): GTP binding; GTPase activity
Source: RefSeq, a predicted model, not a curated record
GGUCAGAGUUGGGUGCAGCUCCACCGCUCCACCAGAGAAGGAAGCGGAGUUUCCGGCUGUUUGCAGCGGAGGGAGAGGAUUGCUGACGCCGCGAAACCCCGAGAAAAACGCAGCCAGCUCGGGGGGCUAACACUUUCUAGUAUCGGUAGUGGUCGUUUUCUUUAGUAUCGGGGGAUCUGGGGGCUGGUGAGUUUUUUUUACGAUCCGAGGAAGUCGGACAGCAAACCGAGCAAAGAAGCGGCACAAGGCGGGGGUGAGCCACCAGCUACCGGCAUGGCCAGGGACUACGAUUACCUCUUCAAGCUGCUCAUCAUCGGUGACAGCGGAGUUGGGAAGAGCAGUCUCCUCCUGCGAUUUGCAGACAACACGUUUUCAGGUAGCUAUAUCACCACGAUCGGCGUGGACUUUAAGAUCCGGACAGUGGAGAUCAACGGGGAGAAGGUGAAGCUACAGAUCUGGGAUACAGCAGGGCAGGAGCGCUUCCGCACCAUCACCUCCACAUACUACAGGGGCACGCACGGGGUCAUAGUGGUAUACGAUGUCACGAGUGCCGAGUCCUUCGUCAACGUCAAACGAUGGCUACAUGAAAUCAACCAGAACUGUGACGACGUGUGCCGAAUAUUAGUGGGAAACAAAAACGACGACCCCAACUCCAAGGUGGUCGAGACGACUGACGCGCAGAAGUUUGCAGAGCAGAUGGGAAUCAACCUGUUUGAGACGAGUGCAAAAGAGAACAUCAACGUUGAAGAGAUGUUCAACUGCAUCACCGAGCUAGUGCUAAGAGCCAAGAAGGAGGUGCUCGCCAAGCAGCAGCAGCAGCAACAGAACGACGUGGUCAAACUCACCCGGAACAGUAAACGAAAGAAAAAGUGCUGCUAGCAAACUCGAAGCCAUCCACAAAAAAAGGCCGGCGGCGUCUUUUUUUUUUUGUUUCUUUCUCCCAUCUUCACACAUGCAUAUACACAAGCUGGGACUCAGAGCAUCUAAAUUAAAGAGCAGAUAAAGAUUUAAUAAAUAUACGGUGAAAGAUGAAAAAAAUAAAUAAAUAAAAAAAAUGGAGGAAAAAUAAAAAGUCCCUUUUGGACAAACUAAUCAUGAAGACUUCAAAACAAGUGUACAGAUUUUAUUAGACGUCAGAUCAAGUUUUAUUUGGAAUUCAGCAGACGGGCACUAUUGACCUGAGGUCCUCCUUUGUUAAAGGAUCUGCAAGCUGACAAGUGAACACCAUAAUGCUCCGAUUUCUCUCCACAUAACCCCCACACUCAGUAUCUCAGCCCUCCUUCUCAUUCCACUGCACACGGGACAUUCAGGGUCACGUCAGACUCUGCGCCUGAGGAGGAGGAGGGUUUCACCUUUUUUCUGGAUUUUUUUUUUUUUUGUUUGUUUCUUUUAAUAAUUUUAUUUUUUUGGGGGGGAUGUUUGGUUGGUUGGGAGGUGUGUCUGAGUAAGAGUGGAGGUGUCACCACCUCUCUACAGUUUCAACAUUUCGGACACCUGUGUUACCACAGCUCACGCCAAGAGAUCAUGAACUGCUAGAUUUUUUUUUUUUAUUUGACUUGUUGCGGGGAGGGGGGGUCCCACAGAUGAUGAUGAUUGGUAGACGACCUAUAGCAACUAAUCCAUGGACAGAACUGGUGACUUCUGUUUUUUUUUUUUCUUUGUCUAUAUUUUGCCAAGCUUUCCCACCCUCUCCCCUCUAACCUCCAAUAGUGCUGAGCCAACAGUCUUUUUUUUUUUUUUUUUUCUUCUUCAUUUUUUUUUUGCUUUUUUUAAAGUGCAGCAGAGCAGUUGAACAGCUCCUGGAGCUCUGGGACGUCUGGCUUUGAAAGCACCAUUCACCAUUCAGUCUUACUACUGCUUUCAGAGUUUGCUUUUUAAAUCUUUUCCUCAAUAU